AUGGCCGUGAUCACUUUCAGUGCGCUGAACAGACGUCGAGUGAACAACAGGGUCAAGAAGCGCAAUCCUCACUGGGUGGGACUAUCGACAGGCAUCGUAGCUGUUGGGUACCGUGAGGAUCCUGUGCUGCUGGAAGGCUGUUUGAAGAGUCUACGUGCCAUCCGAUACCGGCGCAACCAAAGGAUCGUCCUGGUAGUCGAUGGAAAUGAGGACCAGGACGAAUACAUGGCCAAGGUCUUCGAAAAAGUCUUUGCCAGUCAAGGUGCUGCUAUAUUCCGCCCCCACUUUCUCUGCAAGGAUAGGAGCGCCAACGACCGCGAGAGACAGGAACUGGUCCACCAGAUUGCUUACCAUCCCGGUCCGGUCUGUGUGGUGCAACCCCAUCAUGGAAAGCGCUCAGCCAUGUACACCGGUUUUGCUGCACUCCAGCAGCAAGGCAUCGAGGCAGCCGUCGUUACCGAUUCGGACACCUAUCUGGACCCCCAUUCCUGCACAGAGCUCGCAUUCGCACUGGCAGAGUCGCCUAUUGUUGGCGCGGCGACAGGAGAUAUUCGCAUCUACAACACUGGUACCUGGGUCAGUUUCCUUUCGUCGCUCCGCUAUUGGUUUGCCUUCAACCUCGAGCGCGGUGCGCAAUCGUAUCACGGCGCAGUCAACUGCGUCUCUGGCCCUCUUGGCAUCUAUCGCAUGUCGAUUGUAGCAGAUGUGAUGGAUAGCUGGGUGGAGCAGUCGUUUCUGGGAGUCUUAUGCACAUACGGUGAUGAUCGUCAUCUCACCAACCUGGUCCUUGCAAAAGGCUUCAAGAUCAAGUUCUCACCCUACGCGAUCUGCUACACCGACACGCCAGUACGCUUCAUCGCCUGGGUCACCCAGCAAACGCGUUGGUCGAAGUCGUUCUUCCGUGAGAUUCCUAUCCAACUGGGAUGCAUACAUCUCCACAGCCUCUGGAUGACCUAUGCUCUGUUGUACCAGCUCAUUUAUCCAAUGAUGAUGAUCUACAACCUGGUCAACUGCAUCUACUUCGGCAGUGGUUUGCAGAUCGCGUGGUGGAUGUUCUCGAUCAUAUUCGUGGGAUUACUGAAGACCGCAUAUGCCGUUCGCAUGACGGGCGACAAGAGGUUCUUCUUCACCACCCUCUAUGGCUUUCUGUACAUGCUUGGAUACGUUCCUGCCAAGAUGUAUGCCGCCUUAACGCUCUAUGAUAAUUCUUGGGGAACAAGGCAAGUUAUUUUUCUUUUCGAUGUUAUUAUCGCUGUUGCUGCCGCAUGA
Molecule: messenger RNA, 1269 nt
Organism: Gamsiella multidivaricata
Lineage: Eukaryota; Fungi; Mortierellomycota; Mortierellomycetes; Mortierellales; Mortierellaceae
Product: nucleotide-diphospho-sugar transferase
Exons: 2
Coding region: 1-1269 (422 amino acids)
Biological process (GO): hyaluronan biosynthetic process; extracellular matrix assembly
Molecular function (GO): hyaluronan synthase activity
Source: RefSeq, a predicted model, not a curated record